AUGGGCGACUUCUUCGCCAAGAUCGGCAGUGACAACCGAGGAUAUGAGGAGAUAAUGGGGAAGCAAGGGUUAGGCGACAACGAGGAGAGAUUCGCCGGCCUGUGCGCCACAAGUAACAUGGACAUCGAAGGAAGUGUUUUCCAUCACAGAAGGAUACACAAGGCAACUUGGGUGUCACCAGACCUGUCAUCAGAGGACCAGAUUGACCACCUGUCGCAAGGAAGUUUCGUCGCUCUCUUCAGGAUGUCCGUCUCAAGCGCCAACGCCAUCACUGCUACACUGAAAGACACAUGGAAGCAGGAAGAGUUCAAGCUCACUCUCUCCAAUAAGUUCCAGGUUCUAAAGGAGCUGCUUGAAGAAGAGACGAUAGAGCAGAAGUUGCAGAACGUGAAAGAAGCAGCGACAUCAACAUGCCAAGAAGUACUGGGCUCCAAGUAUAACACACACAAGGAGUGGAUAUCAGCAAAGACGCUUCAGAAAGUUGCAAACAGACAAAAAACAAAGGCAAGCGUCAACAACAGCAGAACACGAGCCGCAGAAAAUGGAAGCACAAGAAGACCAGAGCGGCCAGUAAGAGACAAAAUUGGAGGAGUCAUAACAGAAGACGAAGGGAAGAGGAAGAGGUGGAUUGAGCACUUCCAAGAGCUACUCAACAGGCCGGCUCCUGCGAACGCACCGGGGAUUCCGCCAGCUAUAAGCGAUCUGUCCAUCAAGUGCUGCACUCCCAAAAAGAAAGAGAUCAGCAGCGCUAUCAAGCGAUUGAAGAACGGCAAAUCUGCAGGACCUGACAGCAUACCUGCAGAAGCGCUUAAAGCUGACGUGGAGAUCAGUUUGGAGCUACUACACCCGCUCUUCAGCAAGAUAUGGGAGGACGAAAAAAUUCAGAGUGGAAAGAGGGGUAACUCGUCAAGCUUCCCAAGAAAGGCGACCUCAGUUCCUGCUCCAACUACCGAUGAAUCACACUGUUGUCAAUCCCAGGAUAGCGUUGACCGGGAGUCCAUCUGGAGACUUUUGAGACACGAUAGAGUGCCAGGAAAGAUCACCAACAUGAUCAGGAAGUCUUAUAAAGGAAUGACCUGCAGAAUCGUUCAUGACAGACAGCUCACGGAUGCCUUUGAAUUGGAGGACCUCGACUUUGCCGAUGAUCUGGCUCUUCUCUCCCACACCCAACAACAGAUGCACGAAAAGACAAACAUUGUUGCCGACAACUCAGCUAGACUGAGCCUCACCAUCAACAGAGGGAAAAACAAGGCGUCCAGGACCAACGCAUACAACAACACACCCAUCACAAGACGUUGGUGGUGGAUAGGCCACACCCUUCACAAGCCUGUAUCCAAUACGACAAUGCAAUCUCACGUGGAACCCGCAAGGAAAAAGAGAGGGCGGCCUAGAAACACAUGGCACCGGGACCUGGAUGCAGAUGCUAAGCGGAUGGACCAAACAUGGAGCAGCUGGAGAUACUCGCCCACAACCGAGACGCCUGGAUGA
Dreissena polymorpha is the source of this 1488-nucleotide messenger RNA. RefSeq lists its product as uncharacterized. NCBI's taxonomy places the organism in Eukaryota, Metazoa, Mollusca, Bivalvia, Myida, Dreissenidae. Bases 1 to 1488 code for a protein of 495 amino acids. The transcript is spliced from 6 exons. The record is from RefSeq and is a predicted model, not a curated record.